Messenger RNA from Cutaneotrichosporon oleaginosum, 1538 nucleotides. RefSeq lists its product as uncharacterized. Gene Ontology annotation, cellular component: cytosol. Gene Ontology annotation, molecular function: D-arabinose 1-dehydrogenase [NAD(P)+] activity. NCBI's taxonomy places the organism in Eukaryota, Fungi, Basidiomycota, Tremellomycetes, Trichosporonales, Trichosporonaceae. The record is from RefSeq and is a predicted model, not a curated record. Gene Ontology annotation, biological process: dehydro-D-arabinono-1,4-lactone biosynthetic process.
UCGAACUGCACACCAUCCAUCGUCCAUGUCCAACCACCCCUCUGCGCCAGAGGAAGUCAUUCCACCCUUCGACCUCCCCCCUAUGGGGGAGGAUGAUGCGGUAUCUCCCGCCGAAAUGCUUCCCCCACCUGUCCCCAACCCCGCCUUGCCGGACGUCACCCUCCCGCGCCUGGUGCUCGGAUGUGCGCCCUUCGGGUACGGCGUAUACACGGACAAGGACGCGGUGCGCACGUCGAUGCCUGUGAGGAUUGUGCGUGCGGCCCUGCGCGCAGGCAUGUGCGCGUUUGACACUGCUCCCCACUACCACCCAUCCGAGAUCAUUCUGGGGCACGCGCUCGCCGCGCUGCGCGACGAGUUCCCGCGCUCGUCAUACGCCAUCAUCACCAAGGCGGGCAAGUACGGCCCGACAGUCAAGGACCACGACUACGCGCCCGAGACGAUCAAGGCGAGCGUUGAGCGCAGCCUGCGGCGACUGCAGACAGACUAUCUCGACGUGGUGUACCUGCACGACGUCGAAUUCGUCGCGGACGCACCGCCGGCGCAAGGCACACACCUGGACGCACUAACGAACCCCGCGGCCUUCCACUUGACCGACCCGACGCCGCUCGGCGCCGGCGACGAGAGGGUCCUCGCCGCCCUCGGCGCGCUGCGCGACCUCGAAGCCGCGGGCAAAGUCCGGCGUAUCGGCAUCGCAGGCUAUCCGCUCCCGACGCUGCUGCGGCUCUGCCGCCUCGCCCAGGCGGCGGGGCUCCCCGUCGAUGUCGUGCAGAGCUACGCGCAUCACACGUUGCAGUGCUCGACGCUGCCAGCGUUCCUGGCUGCGUUCGAGGACGCGGGCGUCGCGCAGGUCCUCAACGCCGCGCCGCUCGCGAUGGGCAUUCUCACCGCUGGCGGGGGGCCGGACUGGCAUCCCGCGAAGUACAUCCCCGACGUGUAUCCCGCCACGCGCGAGGCUGUGGACGUGGCAAAGCAGAGGGGGACGAGCAUCGAGCAAGUCGCGUGCAAUCUCGCAUACCGGCCGCUCCUGCUUGGCAGCGGCGGUGUCGUGCCCUGCGUUAUUGGGUGUACAGAUCUCGCGCAGCUCCAUGUCACUCUCCGCGCGUUUGCGGCGGCAAACAACGGCGACGUGGAGGAGAAGGUGAUGGAAACCGAGCGCGUGCUGGUCGAGUUGUUCAAGUCGCGGGGUGUGCAUAACGUCAGCUGGCAGAGUCCUGCGCCUAAGGACAUGUAGCAUGCAUAGGGUGGUAUUUUGUCUAGUAUUGUCUUCCUGCGGCUAUGACAGCGAAAUGUGACAGCCCGCUUGCUCUACUCCUCGCGCGUCGGCGCGCGCAGCUGGGCCUGUAGCCCGGCCCGAGUCCCGCGCACCGUCGUCCAGAUGUACUUGAAGACCGUCUCCAUCGGCGUGAACUGCCCCACGAGCUGCUUGUACGCGUUGUACGCUGGGUACUGGCGUCAGCCGGCUGCUGAGGAGCAAACUCACCCUGUGGCUCGUGAUCCACUCGGUCAGCGUAGUCGAGGCAAGGAAAAGGAGGCUGAGC